Dictyostelium discoideum AX4 is the source of this 135-nucleotide messenger RNA. RefSeq lists its product as hypothetical. Bases 1 to 135 code for a protein of 44 amino acids. The record is from RefSeq and is a predicted model, not a curated record. The transcript has a single exon. Lineage: Eukaryota; Evosea; Eumycetozoa; Dictyosteliales; Dictyosteliaceae.
AUGGAUUCUACCACUACCACUACCACUACCACUACCACUACCACUACCACUACCACUACCACUACCACUACCACUACCACUACCACUACCACUACCACUACCAAUUUUUUCAUCAUCAGAAGAAUAAAUAAUUGA